Myotis myotis is the source of this 4052-nucleotide messenger RNA. RefSeq names its product signal transducing adaptor molecule (gene STAM). Gene Ontology annotation, cellular component: ESCRT-0 complex. Lineage: Eukaryota; Metazoa; Chordata; Mammalia; Chiroptera; Vespertilionidae. The coding region runs from base 238 to 1851 and encodes 537 amino acids. The transcript has 14 exons. Gene Ontology annotation, molecular function: ubiquitin binding; phosphatidylinositol binding. Gene Ontology annotation, biological process: protein transport to vacuole involved in ubiquitin-dependent protein catabolic process via the multivesicular body sorting pathway. The record is from RefSeq and is a predicted model, not a curated record.
CCGAUUCCCGACAGGCUCCACGCGGGGGCCAUUCUGGGCUCCUUAGCCGUGGCCGCCGCUGUCGCUGCUGUCGCCACCGCCGUUGCUGGGGGUUCGGUGAGACGGUAGCCUGUCGCGGACCCCGUAGGGUCCGUGUCAGUCGCUGUUUUUGCCUGAGGGGUCCUCCUUCCUCCGCCGCACCCUGACUCCCGUGGUGUCGACGGGGAGUCCCUGCGGACACCUCGGCACGCGGUGGAGAUGCCUCUCUUUGCCACGAAUCCCUUCGAUCAGGAUGUCGAGAAAGCAACUAGUGAGAUGAAUACUGCUGAAGAUUGGGGUCUCAUUUUGGAUAUUUGUGAUAAAGUCGGUCAGUCUCGCACUGGACCUAAAGAUUGUCUUCGGUCUAUUAUGAGGAGGGUGAACCAUAAAGAUCCUCAUGUUGCUAUGCAAGCUCUGACUCUUCUAGGAGCAUGUGUAUCAAACUGUGGCAAAAUUUUUCACUUAGAAGUAUGUUCAAGAGAUUUUGCUAGUGAAGUAAGCAACGUAUUAAACAAGGGUCAUCCUAAAGUGUGUGAAAAAUUAAAGGCCCUUAUGGUUGAAUGGACAGAUGAAUUUAAGAAUGACCCACAGCUCAGUCUAAUAUCGGCAAUGAUUAAGAACCUUAAAGAACAAGGAGUUACGUUUCCAGCUAUUGGCUCUCAGGUAGCUGCAGAACAAGCAAAAGCAAGCCCAGCUCUGGUAGCCAAGGAUCCUGGUACUGUGACUAACAAAAAAGAAGAAGAAGAUUUAGCCAAAGCCAUUGAGCUGUCCCUGAAGGAACAAAAACAGCAGUCCACCACCCUUUCCACGUUGUAUCCAAGUACAUCCAACCUCUUAACUAACCACCAACACGAAGGCCGAAAAGUUCGUGCUAUAUAUGACUUUGAAGCUGCUGAAGAUAAUGAACUUACUUUUAAAGCUGGAGAAAUUAUUACUGUUCUUGAUGACAGUGAUCCCAACUGGUGGAAAGGUGAAACCCAUCAAGGCAUGGGGUUAUUUCCCUCUAAUUUUGUAACUGCAGAUCUCACUGCUGAACCAGAAAUGAUAAAAACGGAGAAGAAGACGGUACAAUUUAGUGAUGAUGUUCAGGUAGAAACAAUAGAGCCAGAGCCGGAAGAACAAGCCUUUAUUGAUGAAGACAAAAUGGACCAGUUGCUACAGAUGUUGCAAAGUACAGAUCCCAGUGAUGAUCAGCCAGAUCUUCCGGAGUUACUUCAUCUUGAAGCAAUGUGUCACCAGAUGGGACCUCUUAUUGAUGAAAAACUGGAAGAUAUUGAUAGAAAACAUUCAGAACUCUCAGAACUUAAUGUUAAAGUGAUGGAGGCACUUUCAUUGUAUACUAAACUAAUGAAUGAAGAUCCAAUGUAUUCCAUGUAUGCAAAAUUACAGAAUCAGCAGUAUUAUAUGCAGUCAUCUGGUGUUUCUGCCUCUCAGGUAUAUCCAGGGCCUCAAAGUGGUACUUACCUGCUUGCAGGGAAUGCCCAGAUGAGCCAUCUCCAGAGCUAUAGUCUUCCUCCAGAGCAAUUGUCUUCCCUCAGCCAAGGAGCAGUUCAACCCUCUGCAAACCCUGCCCUUCCUGCUCAGCAGACUCAGGCUUCUUACCCUAGCUCAAUGGUCAGUUCUGUUCAAGGAAAUACAUAUCCCAGCCAGGCGUCAGUAUAUAGUCCUCCUCCUGCUGCUGCUACUGCUGAUGUCACUAUAUACCAGAAUGCAGGAACUAAUAUGUCCCAUGUGCCAAACUAUAGUUUAACAUCAUCAGCACUGCCUCAACCAGGAGGCAGUCAACAGCCACCUCAGCCACAGCAACCAUAUUCUCAGAAGGCUCUGCUAUAGGAUUUGGGAUUCCUCUUUGAUCUGCUAAAUGCCGCUGACAAUGUUAGAGAUUCUUUUGAUAUCUUAAGGUUUGUUUAUCCUCAGCUUAUAGGAAUCUGUCGUGGUCAACAAGUUCAAAUAUUCAAGAUUAUGUUGUCAAGAAGGUAGAACUCUCUUCAGUUUGCAUUGACUUUUCAGAGGUUCUCUCCCCCCCCCCCCCCCCCCCCCAGAGGAAUGAAACUACUUACAACAUUUAAUUCUUUUCAUCAUAUGAAAGAAUUGAUAUAAGAUUAUUUGUCUCAUAAAAUUACCUGGUCUGCAAGAAGUCAAACUUAACAAAAAUUGUUGUGGCAAAUAUUAUGUACAUAUAUUGCUGUGUAACUUCAUUAGUGGCCAUUUUUGAAUCACAAUGGUGAUCAUGUGAAUAUAUUUAACACUGUUAAAUUAAUUUACAUUGCUAUUUUAUUUUAAUCAUGAACAACUACCAUGUUUCAUAAUGUUUUGUGUAAAUUUAAGGUAAUUACACUAUCCUUUUAAAGUGUAAGAGAACAAAGCUGUAGCAUAUUUACAUGAAAGUAUUAUAUUAGUGUUUUGUUUUACAUUAAACUGAACUUUCUUUUACUGAUUGUGAAUUAAACAUAUGUACAUUAUGUCUUUCUGUAGCCUCUGCAUACUACUAGCUGUCAUCACACCAGCAUACAGUAGCUAAAUUUUUGGUGCAGUUAUAACAAAUAAUGUUCCCUUGGAAACUUUUACAUUUUGGCAUGAUAUUUCAGAAUAUUGUGGGACCAUGACACAAAAUUAAGUUAGGAUCAUGUUCUUUAUAUCUUAUUUUUAAAGAAAUAAUGUUGAUUUACUUUUUCCUAGUUGAAGGUAGUAAUUAGGUUUAUAAACUGUAUACUGUGUUUAUUGGUGGCAGUGACACCAAAGAUAGAGGCAGUGGAUAGAAAUUUGUAAACUGGAAAGAAACCAUAAAUAACACUACAUUCUCAAAGUCUCUUGUAAUUAUUUAGUAUAUUAAAAAAUUGAUUCAUUUGCCUUAUCUCACUACUAGUCUUUUAAAUAUGUCUUUAACGCAUUGUAUCCCUUAAUUCUUCAUUAAAAUGGAUAUUAGCAGAUGUUUCAAAGUAAUCAAUAUUCCUGACUUUGCUUAACAGUUUGCAUGUUUAUUCUUAUCUUUCAAACUGGGUUAUGGGUUUGUUCUCUUGGCUUCCUAUUCAGGAGUUUUUCAAUGAACAUUUUUUUUUUUUUAAAUCUACAUGAAAUAUGUUUACAACUGACAUUUUAAUCUUCUCAAAUAGUUACAGUUUUCUUGGUUGUGCUAUACUAUUAUUUAACACUGUUAUUUAAACAACUGAAAAAUUGAGCUCAGCAUCAUAUUAAAUGAGUUGAUUUAACAAAUUUCAUACCAUAAGUGAAAAUUUAAUUUGUAUUUUCUAAGACUAUUAUAAUCAGAUAACUUGUUUCUUUCCCUUUGGACAAAUGAUUCCAUCUUUGGCAAGAAAACUUAAUGGUGAUCUAAUUAUAGUUUCAAAUUUAAAGCACUGUCUUCAACGUAAGUGUUUUACCUGGUGUUGUGUUUUCUUGACUUUAGAAUAUGUUGCCCUCAAAUAGAAAUUUUAAAAUUUGAAUUCAACCUUUAGAUUAAAAAAAUUAUUAUAUUGUUUUUUGAUCGGCAUUGUCAAAUCAUAAUCUUUAUUUCAUUUUGAAUAUUCUAGUUUAACUGAUAUACUUUCCCCUAUCACACUAUAUUUUUCUCUGUCUUUUGAUAAAUUUCUGUUUACCAAUGGCAAAUGUAUCAUUUCCCCAUUUUGUUUUGAUAUUCUUCACGCUGUAAGAUCAAUUACAUAUUCUCUUAUUUGCUUUUUGCCCUGUAAAAGUCAAAAGAAUGGUAAAAUGAAAAAAAAGACCCUUAUUACAAUGCAUACCUAUUAUAUUAGUGUGCUUAUAAAGGUUUUAAUGAUGAAUACUUAAAACUGACACAUCAGUUUGUGCUUUUAAUAUCAGAUGGAAAAAUUCCAAUGACAAGGAACCACUGGGUUUUCUUUUUGAUGACAUGGCAAGGGCAGAAAUAGGAAAGGACCAGUUAGCACAGUGAUUUGUUCUGAAACUAGUGUACGAGCUGUACUUAAAAAUAUAUUUCUUUAAAAUAUGACAGUCUUUUUUUUUAAGGAAUGCAAUUAUUUAUAAAAUGAACUAAUUAAAAUGUGAAUUUCUGUGAA